AUGAAUAAUAGUAGUUCAUUUAAUAAUGAAGGAAAUGAAUUUAGAUUUGAUGGACAUUUAUACAAGUUUGAUGAAUACAGUAUAAGAAAUAUUUAUGGUAUCAAGACAAAGAAACAAAGAGAGGUAGAGGACAGUGAUCAGAGUAGAUUCAAGUCGCUGAGGAAUGGUCAGUGUUAUGUUAAACUACUAACACAUCAUCUAGAGUCGGUCGUACGAGUUGAACGUAUGGGAUUGUUGGAUAGGUGUCGUCGAUACUAUAUCUAUGACAAUGUAGAGGUUGUAUGGGCCGAGAUGAUGGGCAAGGUCGUAUCGAUUGCUCAAAAGUAUCGACCUCUACUUCCAUACACCGAAUCCAAUGUCUUUAUUCGAUUCCAUAUCGACGAUGGUACAAGCGAUCAAGAGAUGGAGAUCUUUUAUGCUCAUGUCCCUUCGAAACCGUUGCAUUUGAAACUAGGCCAAUUCAUUCGUGUUUGGGGUCACAUUGAACUUCGAAAAGGUACCAACAACACAAGUAGUGCAGCAGGUUCUAAUUCUAUUCCAAUUCAAUUUAAUGCUCUUAAAAUUUUGAUACCAGAUCAAAGUGAUGAGCAAACUAAAGUAUUACCAUUAUAUUUGUGGUUACAGUGUCGAUACCUACACGAAUCGCUUUAUAAACCAUGUUCGAGAUACAUUGCAAAGAGAAAAGAGGUAGAGUUGCAACAAAAGGAACAACUAGAACAAGAACGGAAAAAGAGAAUACGUUUCACCAACUUGUUAAAUGACAAUGUCGAUCAACAAGAUUAUCAACAAGAUCAACUUGAAGAUUCACAGGAGGAGGAGGAUGUGGAUAAAGAAGAUGAGGAAGAUGUGGAUGAGGAGGAGGAGGAAGAAGAUGAAACUAAACAGCAGAAAGACGAAAAAGAGGUUGAGGAUGAUGACGAUAAUGAAGAAUACCGACAUUACAACAAAAAACAACCAACCACAACAUCAUCAUCAUCAACAUCAAUAUCAUCAACAACCAACAACAACAACAACAACAGAUACUUUGAUAGAUCUAUCGUCCAUCCAUCCAUUCGUCCACCCAUCAUUCUUAGUAGUAGUAGUGGUAGAAAAAGAGAAACAAAGAAAGAAAGAAAGAGAUAG
Messenger RNA from Cavenderia fasciculata, 1122 nucleotides. RefSeq lists its product as uncharacterized. The record is from RefSeq and is a predicted model, not a curated record. NCBI's taxonomy places the organism in Eukaryota, Evosea, Eumycetozoa, Acytosteliales, Cavenderiaceae. The coding region runs from base 1 to 1122 and encodes 373 amino acids. The transcript has 5 exons.